CUUUUCCCGUGCAAAAGGCCAGGGCUCAGUCAAAGAAAUUCAACUGUACAAAAACUUUAUACCGUACCACAGCUACAGCAAGAAGCGGAACCCCGCAACUUCACUCUCGCAGCGGAAGCGCUCCGUUCAGAAGCUCACAAUCUCCGCCACCGCUCCAAACGACGAAAGACUUUCGACGACCGAAUGGCGGACGCGGACCUUGAAGAAAUACGAAAGGCGCGUCUUGCGCAGCUGCAGCAGCAGCAGGCCGUCGGCGGCGGCGGCGGACCGGGUAGCGCGCAAGACGGCGAAGAGCAGCAAAAGGCCCGCGAGGCGGAAGCCCGCGCCAACAUCCUCAACCAGAUCCUUGAGCCGGACGCAAUGGACCGGCUGGGCCGCAUCCGGCUCGUGAAGGCGUCGCGUGCAACGGACGUGGAGAACAGGCUGAUCAUGCUCGCUCGGAGCGGACAGCUGCGCGCCAAGGUGUCGGAGGCCCAGCUCAAGGACAUGCUCGGCCAGCUGUCGGAGCACGAAGCGAGCCAGGAGCAGGGCAAGGUCACGGUGAACAGGAGGAAGGGCGGCUGGGACGACGACGACCUGGACGACCUGCUCAAUGACGUGUGAAGUCAAGACGGUUCGCCUUUGGAUGUGCCUUGGAGGUGGCGGGGGAGACGAGCGGAGACUAAGGGCUCUCGUUCAGCGGUGUGAAUCUUUGAGGUUUCUGGUCGAACAAAGACACUCAAGUGUCCUUUCUCAAUUCGCGUUCUUGUACAUGUGUAUAUAUGUAGUGUGGAAACCCGGCGGACGUCAGUAUGGACACCAAAGCGACUGCACAAGAUGGCCGAACGAGGUCGUGCAUACAGUGGUUCCAUUUUCACACCAGCCGCAUCUGCGUGGAGUUUUCUCGACCGAGAAAAGGAGAGGUCACUCUUCUGUUUCCUUUCCCGUUUACAAGCGAACUAUGUGAUGUAACUGUCAAUGUAAAGAAGUGCGUGUUGAUGCGUGUGCAUUUUAAUUCACGACACCACGAACCACG
This is a messenger RNA of Verruconis gallopava, 1015 nucleotides long. RefSeq lists its product as uncharacterized. The transcript has 3 exons. Gene Ontology annotation, molecular function: DNA binding. The record is from RefSeq and is a predicted model, not a curated record. Gene Ontology annotation, cellular component: nucleus; cytosol. The coding region runs from base 184 to 603 and encodes 139 amino acids. Lineage: Eukaryota; Fungi; Ascomycota; Dothideomycetes; Venturiales; Sympoventuriaceae.